Molecule: messenger RNA, 1024 nt
Organism: Haliotis rufescens (red abalone)
Lineage: Eukaryota; Metazoa; Mollusca; Gastropoda; Lepetellida; Haliotidae
Exons: 2
Coding region: 23-1021 (332 amino acids)
Source: RefSeq, a predicted model, not a curated record
UGUGGCCAUUUUGUUAGCGGUCAUGCGCAUUACUCUUCACUACUAUAAAGACGUUGAUGACGUCAUGCCUCAUAACCAAGCACAAAGUUUCACGAGCAAAGGAGGUCAAGGUCACGGAAGUGUAUCAAACCAAGGUCAUGUAAGUGUUUCAAAUCGAGAUAGCGCCUACGACCCAAGCAGUCUCGUACAAGACAAACACAUUCUCCGGGAGACGUCACUGAUCGGUGCAACUGUUAUUUCAAGAUCAAAUACGUCAUGGUCACGUGACGAUGGCGCGUGCAAUGGGGAUACUAGUUUCGUGAAGACAGUUUUACACUCGCCGGCUGGAGAUACAACAAUCUACGUUCACCCCAUGUCGGAGGAUAUAUGGGUGUCGGGAACAAUUAUAAAGGGGCAAGUGUGGGAAGGCGACUUGGUGCCCAAGUUCUACAACUACUUCAAACAAGAUGACGAACUUGUAUUGGUCGACAUCGGCGGAAACAUCGGCGUGUACGGCCUAACGAUAGCUAGAAUGGGGAGAAAGGCUGUACUAGUCGAACCGCUUCUGAAGAACGUGAAGAAGCUGUGUCACUCCAUCCGUGACGGCAAUUACUCACACGUCUACAUCGUACAUAACGCCGUCUCCAACACAAGGGUCAAGGUCGAAUUUGGGAGCUACGCCAACAACGUCGGUGGCACGUACGUAAAGCCUGUCAUGUCAGAGAGCCGGGAGACAGCACAGUCGUUGCUGCUUGGUGAUCUACUGGAGGUGUUUCAGCUCCGCAAGGUUGCCAUGAAGAUGGACAUUGAAGGCCACGAGGAUGAAGCUCUUCUGGGUGCGGAGACAUUCUUCGCCAAGGUGGAUGUCAGGUAUCUAUUGAUGGAAUGGAACACACACAUCAACAAACCGGAGGCUAGGCAUAUCAUUGACUUCCUCACCAAACACAACAUGGUACCCGUACACCCGGUGAACGAACAUAUGCUGGCCUUGAACGGAUCCGGGCAAUGGCCAGGGGAUGUGCUGUGGAAGAAAGAUGUAUGAGGU